Messenger RNA from Chanos chanos (milkfish), 1824 nucleotides. RefSeq names its product prostaglandin-endoperoxide synthase 2b (gene ptgs2b). The record is from RefSeq and is a predicted model, not a curated record. Bases 1 to 1824 code for a protein of 607 amino acids. Gene Ontology annotation, molecular function: peroxidase activity; prostaglandin-endoperoxide synthase activity; heme binding. NCBI's taxonomy places the organism in Eukaryota, Metazoa, Chordata, Actinopteri, Gonorynchiformes, Chanidae. Gene Ontology annotation, biological process: cyclooxygenase pathway; response to oxidative stress. The transcript is spliced from 10 exons. Gene Ontology annotation, cellular component: neuron projection; cytoplasm.
AUGAACAGAAUCGCGUUGCUAACUUUAUUUUCGCUUCUUUUGGUUUGGUCCAUUGAGGCAGCCAAUCCCUGCUGCUCUGAUCCGUGUCAAAACCGGGGAAUCUGCACUCCAAAAGGGGCAUCUUACGAGUGCGACUGUACGCGAACGGGAUAUUAUGGAGAGAACUGCACAACACCUGAAUUCUUCACAUGGGUGAAAGUUUCUUUGAAGCCGACCCCAAACACUGUACACUAUAUUCUCACCCACUUCAAGGGCCUGUGGAACAUAGUGAACAACAUCCCACUCUUGCGGGACGCCAUAAUGCGUUAUGUUUUAACAUCCCGGUCUCAUCUGAUUGAUAGUCCUCCGACAUACAAUUCAGAUUAUGGUUACAAGAGCUGGGAAGCAUACUCCAAUUUGUCCUACUACACCCGGACCCUCCCGCCUGUGCCUCAGGAUUGCCCAACGCCUAUGGGAGUUGUGGGUAAAAAAGAGCUGCCUGACGUGAAGGUGCUUGCAGAGAAGCUGCUGUUGAGGAGACAGUUCAUUCCUGAUCCACAGGGCUCUAGCCUCAUGUUUGCUUUUUUUGCCCAACAUUUUACACAUCAGUUCUUUAAAUCUGACAUGAAAAGGGGCCCUGCCUUCACCGUCGCCAAGAACCACGGGGUGGAUUUAAGCCACAUUUACGGAGAUGACCUGGAACGGCAACACAAGCUGAGGCUCUUCAAAGACGGCAAGCUUAGAUAUCAGGUAAUAGAUGGGGAAGUGUACCCCCCAACAGUCAGCCAAGUGCAGGUAAACAUGCACUACCCUCCCCAUGUGCCUGAAUCCGAUCGUUUAGCCGUGGGACAUGAAGCUUUCGGCCUCGUCCCUGGACUCAUGAUGUAUGCCACCAUCUGGUUGCGUGAACACAAUCGAGUGUGUGACAUCCUAAAAGAGGAGCAUCCUGACUGGGACGACGAAAGACUCUUCCAAACCACGCGACUCAUUCUCAUCGGCGAGACCAUCAAAAUCGUCAUUGAGGACUACGUGCAACACCUGAGCGGCUACAACUUCAAGCUCAAAUUCGACCCCGAGCUUCUCUUCAACCAGCGUUUCCAGUACCAGAAUCGGAUUUCCUCUGAGUUUAACACCCUUUAUCACUGGCACCCCCUCAUGCCUGAUGACUUCCACAUCCAGGACGAAGUCUACAGCUACAAACAGUUUGUUUUCAACACUUCCAUUCUGACUAACCAUGGCAUCAACAGUCUGGUAGAGUCCUUCACCAAGCAGGCUGCAGGCAGGGUUGCUGGCGGUCGUAACGUGGCACCCGCUGUGUUGAUGGUGGCUAUGAAAUCCAUUGAAAACAGCAGACUGAUGCGUUACCAGUCUCUCAACGCCUAUAGGAAACGUUUCAGCAUGAAGCCAUUCUCCUCCUUUGAGGAACUUACAGGAGAGAAAGAGAUGGCGGCAAUACUGGAGGAAUUGUACGGAGAUGUGGACGCUGUGGAGCUUUACACCGGUCUGCUGGUGGAGAAGCCGAGACCGAACGCCAUCUUCGGCGAGACCAUGGUGGAGAUGGGUGCUCCGUACUCCCUGAAAGGGCUCAUGGGAAAUCCCAUCUGCUCUCCCGAAUACUGGAAGCCCAGCACUUUUGGCGGGAAAGUUGGUUUUGACAUCGUAAACACUGCCUCCUUGCAGAAGCUGGUCUGUGUUAAUGUCAAAGGACCAUGUCCCGUGGCGUCCUUUCACGUACCUGAUUUAACAGAAGCAGGUCAUUUCACCAUCAAUUCCAGUACCGCUCACUCAAGUCCACGAGAAGUUAACCCAACAGUCAUUCUGAAAGAAAGGACUUCAGAGCUCUGA